GGCCUAGAGUCGCCAUGGGAAUAUGCGUCUCUGUCUACGCCGAAAAGGCACUUUCGGCUUCACAACCCACCCAGAGAUGGUCAAAGACAACAACUUCAAAUCAAACCUAAACUCUAUUUGUUUUUUUUUGGAUUCUCUGUAUACAAACGCAUAAAUGGUCUCUAUUAACUCCCAAAGAACAAAGCUUUUUCUCUCCAUUUUUAUAUAUAUUUCCUCUUAUUUUAACUCAGAGUUCUCAAUCUUAUAGAAACCAUGGCUCUUGUCUAUAAGCUUCCUUAUGUUUCUUCUUCUUCUUCUUCUUCUUCUGGGCAAAAUUUCAAGCAUUUCUUCUCAAUCCCAAAAACCAUUUGCUCUUUAAAUUACAAAGCCUCACCUUUUACUGAGAAACAUUCAAUCGAGAGAUACCAAAGAGACCACUGGCUUUAUAAGAACCAGCUAGACUACCAAUCUUCUUCUUCGUGUCCUCUCCCGUCUGACAAAGAGUCUAUCAGGGAAAACGACAUUGCUUUGCAGCUACCAGAGCUUAGGAAGCUACUCCAAGUGCUUAGAAGGAAGAGAAUGAGUUGUGGUAAAGAUGGAGGGAAAUGUGGACCAGGGAAUGUGUUCUUGGUAGGUACGGGACCAGGGGAUCCAGAAUUGUUGACAUUGAAGGCAGUGAGAGUGAUACAAAAGGCUGAUCUUUUGUUGUAUGAUAGGUUGGUGUCGAAUGAUGUUCUGGAUUUGGUUGGUCCUGAUGCUAGGUUGCUGUAUGUAGGCAAGACUGCUGGCUACCAUAGCAGAACCCAGGAGGAGAUACAUGAAUUGCUUUUGAGUUUUGCUGAAGCAGGAGCUACUUUUGUGAGACUUAAAGGAGGGGAUCCACUGGUAUUUGGAAGGGGUGGAGAGGAGAUGGAUUUUCUACAACAGCAACGAAUUCAAGUGAAAGUUAUUCCAGGUAUCACUGCUGCUUCAGGGAUUGCAGCAGAGUUGGGAAUUCCAUUAACUCACAGAGGUGUUGCAAAUAGUGUUAGAUUUUUAACGGGACAUUCAAGGAAAGGAGGAACCGAUCCACUCUUUGUAGCAGAAAAUGCAGCUGACCCUGAUUCAACGUUGGUAGUUUAUAUGGGCUUGGCAACCCUCCCUUCUCUUGCAUUAAAGUUGAUGCAUCAUGGUCUCCCAGCAGAUACACCAGCUGCUGCAGUGGAGCAAGGGACCACACCUCAGCAACGUGUGGUUUUUGCAGAACUAAAGGAUCUUGCUCAUGAAAUUGCAUCAGCUGAGUUGGUUUCACCUACACUGAUAGUAAUUGGCAAGGUGGUUGCACUUUCACCAUUCUGGCCACAUUCUUCGAAAGAAGCAUCAUGUUUUUUGGAGGCUGUAUAGGAAAAAUUCAUGGCAUAUUAUGCUGUUCAAUUCAUUUGCUGCAACUCGCAGAUUAACUGUUGCUUAAAAGUGAAGUUGCAUCUUAAUGUGGAAAUGUAUCAUUUGCUAAUGUGCAAGAUUCUUGUCUUGAUUGGACCAGCUGAGCCUCAUUCUGGCAAGCAUUAUAAAGUUUGAAGCUCUUUGAUCCUUUUGCUCUUAAGCAUCUGGAAAAUGACAGCCUUUCUGGUUCAAUUUUCUUGUGACUCGGUUGGUCUGAAAGGAAAUAUUGGCAUUGUUCUUCAAAUUUUGUUGGCAUUGUUCAUCAAAUUUUGUAACAUGAAUCUGAAUUUCAAAUUCAAACAAUCAGUGCUGAUGUAAUCCUUUUUUAUAAGUUGAGGGUGUAAGAUUAAAUUCCUUCAUUAAAUAGCUUCAGAUUUUCUCUGUUUCAUUGUUGAUUAGUUAUAAAUUGAAUGAGAAAUCUUGGAUGGA
Messenger RNA from Hevea brasiliensis (rubber tree), 1830 nucleotides. Its product is annotated as S-adenosyl-L-methionine-dependent uroporphyrinogen III methyltransferase, chloroplastic. The record is from RefSeq and is a predicted model, not a curated record. Gene Ontology annotation, biological process: siroheme biosynthetic process. Gene Ontology annotation, molecular function: uroporphyrin-III C-methyltransferase activity. The coding region runs from base 253 to 1362 and encodes 369 amino acids. NCBI's taxonomy places the organism in Eukaryota, Viridiplantae, Streptophyta, Magnoliopsida, Malpighiales, Euphorbiaceae. The transcript is spliced from 5 exons.